Molecule: messenger RNA, 3557 nt
Organism: Lynx canadensis (Canada lynx)
Lineage: Eukaryota; Metazoa; Chordata; Mammalia; Carnivora; Felidae
Gene: ALDH1L2
Product: aldehyde dehydrogenase 1 family member L2
Exons: 23
Coding region: 112-2883 (923 amino acids)
Biological process (GO): biosynthetic process; 10-formyltetrahydrofolate catabolic process; one-carbon metabolic process
Cellular component (GO): cytoplasm
Molecular function (GO): formyltetrahydrofolate dehydrogenase activity; aldehyde dehydrogenase (NAD+) activity
Source: RefSeq, a predicted model, not a curated record
UGGCGGACCCGGCGAGCAGCUAUUGAGGCCCCCGGGCGCUCGGAGGCUGCAGGCCGCGCCGCCAGGCUGAGCCCCAGCCGUCUCGCCGCCGCCCGGGCGCUCCCUUCCAUCAUGCUGUGGCGGGGCAGCCAGGCGCUCCGGCGCUUCUCCACCGGCCGGGCCCAUUUCAAAAACAAGCUGAAGCUGGCACUUAUUGGUCAGAGCCUUUUCGGACAGGAAGUGUACAGUCACCUCCGCAAAGAGGGCCACCGAGUUGUGGGCGUGUUCACGGUUCCAGACAAGGAUGGCAAAACUGACCCGCUGGCUUUAGCUGCAGAGAAAGAUGGGACCCCCGUGUUCAAGUUCCCCAGAUGGAGAGUCAAGGGCAAGACCAUAAAGGAGGUGGCAGAGGCCUACAAAUCUGUGGGUGCUGAGCUAAACGUGCUUCCCUUCUGCACACAGUUUAUCCCCAUGGAUGUAAUUGACAGCCCAAAGUAUGGCUCCAUCAUAUAUCACCCCUCCAUCCUUCCCAGGCAUAGAGGAGCCUCUGCUAUCAACUGGACUCUAAUUAUGGGAGAUAAGAAAGCUGGGUUUUCUGUUUUCUGGGCUGAUGAUGGUUUAGACACAGGACCCAUCCUUCUUCAGAAGUCAUGUGAUGUUGAACCCAAUGAUACAGUGGAUGCACUUUAUAAUCGGUUUCUCUUUCCUGAAGGAAUCAAAGCCAUGGUGGAAGCUGUUCAACUCAUAGCCGAUGGAAAAGCUCCUCGCAUUCCCCAACCAGAAGAAGGAGCAACAUUUGAAGGCAUCCAGAAAAAGGAAAAUGCUGAGAUUUCUUGGGAUCAGUCUGCCGAAGUUUUGCAUAACUGGAUCCGAGGUCAUGAUAAAGUCCCUGGAGCUUGGACAGAGAUAAAUGGACAGAUGGUCACAUUUUAUGGCUCGUCAUUGCUGAAAAGCUCCGUGCCUUCUGGAGAACCACUGGAAAUCAAAGGUGCCACGAAGCCUGGUCUUGUUACCAAAAAUGGACUUGUUCUUUUUGGUAAUGAUGGAAAAGCACUGAUGGUGAGGAAUUUGCAGUUUGAAGAUGGAAGAAUGAUUCCAGCCUCUCAGUACUUUUCAGCGGGUGAGACCUCAGUGCUAGAACUUACAGCCGAAGAGGUGAAGGUGGCAGGGACCAUCAAGGUCAUCUGGGCUGGAAUUUUAAGUAACGUCCCUGUUAUUGAAGACUCGACAGACUUCUUUAAAUCUGGAGCAAGCUCAAUGGAUGUUGUCAGGCUGGUUGAAGAGAUCAGACAGAAGUGCGGUGGGCUUCAACUACAGAAUGAAGAUGUGUAUCUGGCCACCAAGUUUGAAGACUUCAUUCAGAAAGUUGUGAGGAAACUGAGAGGAGGAGAAUCAGAAGAGGAGCUGGUGGUGGAUUAUGUUUCAAAGGAGGUCAAUGAAAUGACAGUGAAAAUGCCAUAUCAGUGUUUCAUAAAUGGACAAUUCACAGAUGCUGAUGAUGGAAAGACCUAUGAUACUAUCAACCCAACAGAUGGAUCUAUAAUAUGCAAAGUAUCCUAUGCUUCUUUGGUGGAUGUUGAUAAAGCAGUAGCAGCAGCAAAAGAUGCCUUUGAAAACGGUGAAUGGGGAAGAAUGAAUGCAAGAGAAAGAGGAAGGUUGAUGUACAGACUUGCAGACCUACUGGAAGAGAACCAGGAGGAGCUGGCAACCAUUGAAGCCCUUGAUUCAGGGGCUGUCUACACCCUGGCUCUGAAGACUCACAUCGGAAUGUCUGUGCAAACAUUCAGAUAUUUUGCUGGCUGGUGUGACAAAAUUCAGGGUUCUACUAUUCCAAUCAACCAGGCCCGUCCAAAUCGCAAUCUGACCUUCACCAAGAAGGAGCCGCUUGGGGUCUGCGCCAUUAUCAUCCCCUGGAAUUACCCACUGAUGAUGCUGGCGUGGAAAAGCGCCGCGUGUCUGGCGGCGGGUAACACCCUAGUGCUCAAGCCAGCGCAGGUCACGCCCUUGACCGCUUUGAAGUUUGCUGAGCUCUCCGUGAAAGCAGGCUUUCCCAAGGGGGUAAUCAACAUCAUCCCAGGCUCAGGUGGCAUAGCUGGGCAACGCCUUUCUGAACAUCCUGAUAUCCGUAAACUUGGUUUCACUGGGUCCACUGCUAUUGGCAAACAGAUCAUGAAGAGCUGUGCUGUGAGCAACCUGAAGAAAGUUUCCCUUGAACUUGGUGGCAAAUCCCCACUUAUAAUAUUCAAUGACUGUGAACUUGACAAGGCUGUGAGAAUGGGCAUGGGGGCAGUAUUUUUCAACAAAGGAGAGAACUGUAUUGCAGCCGGGCGCUUGUUUGUGGAAGAAGCCAUCCACGAUGAAUUUGUGACAAGAGUGGUGGAAGAAAUUAAAAAGAUGAAAAUUGGUGAUCCACUUGACAGAUCUACCGAUCACGGGCCCCAAAAUCAUAAGGCCCAUCUGGAAAAGCUUCUGCAAUACUGUGAAGCUGGAGUGAAAGAGGGGGCCACCUUGGUGUACGGGGGAAGACAAGUUCAAAGGCCAGGCUUUUUUAUGGAACCAACUGUGUUCACAGAUGUGGAAGACCACAUGUAUCUUGCCAAAGAGGAAUCAUUUGGGCCCAUUAUGGUCAUUUCUAAGUUCCAAAAUGGGGACAUCGAUGGAGUGUUGCAGCGAGCAAAUAACACAGAGUACGGUUUGGCCUCAGGGGUUUUUACAAGAGACAUAAAUAAAGCCAUGUACGUGAGCGAGAAACUAGAAGCGGGAACUGUUUUUGUUAACACCUACAACAAGACGGACGUGGCCGCCCCUUUCGGUGGGGUUAAACAAUCUGGCUUUGGGAAAGACUUAGGUGAGGAAGCUCUAAACGAAUACCUCAAAACCAAGACUGUGACGCUGGAAUACUAGAGAGAGCUGUCGUCGGGAACCCCCUGCAGACAGCCUCACUCCUCAACUCUCUCGACACACUUGAGGAGCCUGGAUGUGCUGAAGGAGGAGCCUCGAGUUGAAAAAUCCACACGUGGACCACCAAGGGGGUCAGACCACAUGUCUAAGCAUUUACACCUGUGCCUGAGUGUUUUCUACUGCACCUUUUAUACUUUCAAAUGAUUUGCAGUUGUUGGGUUUUGACUAUGUUGUAUCUCACAUGUAUUUAUAGACCGCCAAGCUGCUUUUUCUCCCCAACUAAUCUAGCCGUUGUUCAUCUUGAAAAAAGCCAGUAUCAGCCGGUUGUACUACACGAGGUGCAUUUUGGGGGAAACUUUGCAUAAUAAUGUGCAGAUUUUAACCUCCAAACUAUACCUAUGGGGCUGUUAAAAGGGUUUUCUAUAAUUUUGCUCUCAUGGAACAGUAUAUCCUAUAAGGAAUGUGAAAUGAAUUUUUUUUUUCAUAUUUGGAAAUAAGAUACAUCUUUGUGCCUUUUGAUGUUCUAUUUUUCAACCCACUGUGAUGGGUAAUGAACCCACAAACAGUUCUUCUAGGAAUGGGGUACUAUGUAAUGUUGUGAGCAGUAGACAGAAUUUAAUGACAUUAUCUCUGGCUCCAAAUAGCUUAAAUUCUAAUAAAUAGCUUUUAAAAAGUGA